This is a messenger RNA of Staurois parvus, 505 nucleotides long. NCBI's taxonomy places the organism in Eukaryota, Metazoa, Chordata, Amphibia, Anura, Ranidae. The record is from the annotation of a GenBank genome assembly.
AUGGCAGAGCAAGCAGCACCCCAGGGAACAGACCCUGCACCUCCGGGUCCUAAAAAGUGUCCCUUUACCCCUGAACAAAGACAUGAAAUUAAAAAAAUCAUGAAGGAAUGUAAAGAGGAAAGCUUUUGGUACAGAGCUCUGCCUCUGUCUCUUGGUAGCAUGCUUGCCACUCAGGGCCUCGUUUACAAAGGAUAUCUGUCGGCAAACAAAAGGUUUGGAUCCUUGCCAAAAGUUGCUUUGGCGGGUGUCCUGGGUUUCGCAGUUGGAAAGAUUUCAUACAUUAGCGCUUGCCAGAAAAAGUUUCAAAACACCGGUAUGGAUAAUAUGUUUCAAGCUGGUUUUGUUCCUGGCAUCGGAUGUGGAUUUGGUCCCCAAUUUUUUGGAAAAACGUCACAAGCACUGUCACCACCACUGCGAGGACUGUAAGAAGAAAUGUGCCGAGGAAUGUAAGAAGAAAUGUUCAAAGGAAAAAGAACAGACCGCACAGCCCCCCUCUACCUCCUGA